GAAUGAUGGAAACGUCUACCAAAUUGAAAAACUUUCCCUUUUAGUUGGUUUCUCAAUGUAGUCAUCAGUAGGGAAACCAUGGCUGACAGAAGUACAACGAAGUUUAAUAUCACCGCCUCCACACUGUCAGAAACAGUGAAGAGCAAAGACUCGAAGGCUUUGCGUAAUCAUGGAGGAGUUGAAGGCGUGGCGAGAGCUGUAGGAACAAAUCCCAGCAAUGGAAUCAGCGGCAGCAAGGAUGAUAUAAAGAGGAGGUCCCAACAUUUUGGAACAAACACUUACCGUAAGCCCCCUCCAAAAGGGUUUCUAUAUUUUCUAAUGGAUGCUUUUAAAGAUACUGCCAUAAUUAUUCUUCUUCUGUGGGCUGCCCUGGCUCUUGGAAAUGGGAUUUAUGCAUAUGGGGUUGAAGAAGGUUGGCAUGAUGGUGGAAUUUUAUUAGUGGCUGUUCUUUGCCUGACUGUUUUAUCUGCGUUUAGCAACUUCACUCUGGAAACUCACUGAAAACUCUCAGAGUCGAAUAUCAAAGUUAGAGUUGUAAGAGACGGACAGGGACUAGAAGUCUCCAUAUUUGACCUUGUAGUCGGAGAUGUUGUGUUCCUAAGAAUCGGUGAUCAGAUUCCGGCUGACGGGCUGUUCUUGGAUGGAGAUUCUUUGCUGGUGGAGGAGUCAAGCAUCACAGGACAAAGUAACUUUGUUCACAUCGAUUCCAAUGAUAAUCCUUUCCUGUUUUCUGGCACAAAAGUAGCAUCUGGUUCUUGUCAGAUGCUGGUGGUGUCAGUGGGAAUGAACACUGCAUGGGGUCAGAUGAUGAGUUCGAUAUCAUGUCAAUCCAAUGAAACUAGAACUCCAUUACAAGCUUGGAUUCACAAACUAAUCUCCUCUAUUGGAAGAUUUGUCCUCGUAGUAGCUUCGCUAGUUCUUUUCUAUCUGAUAGUUCACUAUUUCACUGGAAAAACAAAAGAUAAGACUGGGAAAAAGGAGUUUAAUGGUAGUAAAACAGACUUAAAUGAUGUUCUUAGAUCUGUUGCCCGCUUUGUUGCGGCUGCUGCGGCCGUCGUGGUGUCGGGGAUCCCCGGAAGUUUAUCGUUGUGUGUAUCUCUCACUCUUGCUGAUUCCGUGAAGAGGAUGAAGGCUAAUCAGGCAAUGGUAAGAAAACUUUCGGCUUGUGAGACAAUGGGCUCAGCCACAGUUAUUUGUACAGACAAAACGGGCACAUUGACCUUAAAUCAGAUGAAAGUAAUCAGGUUUUGGCUUGGCCAAGAAUCCAUUGAGGAAGAGUCUUAUAAAGAAGUUGCCACAGAUGUUCUUGAAUUAAUCCACCAAGCAGUUAGUUUGAACACCUCUGGUAGAGUUGGCAAACCUGUUUCGGGAUCUGCACCUGAAAUUUCCGGUAGCCCAACUGAAAAAGCAAUUAUUUUGUGGGGAGUUGAAGAAUUAGGGAUGAACAUGGAAGAAAUGAAGCAAAGAUACACCAUUGUCCGCCAAGAAGCCUUCACCUCUGAGAAAAAACGAAGUGGGGUUUCGAUUAGGAAAAAAGCCGACAACACAGUUCACGUACACUGGAAAGGAGCUGCUGAGAUGAUCCUAGCUAUGUGUUCAUAUUAUUGUGAAAAAAGUGGGAACAUAAAGACCAUGGAUGAAGAUGAAAGGAUAAGAAUGGAAAAUAUAAUCAAUGGCAUGGCAGCUAGUUGUCUCAGAUGCAUUGCUUUUGCCCACAAGCAAAUUCAAGAUGGAACUACCCAUAUGAAAGAAGAUGGCUUGACCCUGCUGGGAAUUGUUGCUCUCAAGGAUCCAUGUCAGCCAGAUAUAAGGAAAUGUGUGGAAAUUUGCAAAUCAGCCGGCGUGGACAUCAAAAUGAUCACAGGGGACAAUGUUUUCACAGCCAAAGCUAUAGCUACAGAGUGUGGAAUACUACAGUACCAUGAGCAAGCCACAAAUGGCCAACAGGUGGUAGAAGGCAUACAAUUUCGGAACUAUACACAGGCAGAGAGAAUGGAAAAGGUCGAUAAGAUCCGGGUAAUGGCAAGGUCUUCUCCUUCAGACAAACUUUUGUUAGUACAAAGUUUGAAAGAGAAAGGUCGUGUGGUUGCAGUCACUGGAGAUGAUACAAAUGAUAUCCCUGCACUUAUAGAAGCUGAUAUAGGACUUUUUAUGGGCAUUCAAGACUCUCGGGUCACAAAGGAAAGCUCAGAUAUCAUCAUAUUAGAUAAUAAAUUCACUACUGUGGCUGUUGUUAUAAGAUGGGGACGAUGUGUUUAUAACAUCCAAAAAUUCAUUCAGUUUCAACUCACCAUCAAUGUUGCAGCUCUUGUGAUCAACUGUGUUGAAGUUUUUAUUCCUGGUGAGUCUCCUCUUACAACAGUUCAGUUGUUAUGGGUGAACCUCAUCAUGGGCACACUAGGAGCUUUUGCACUGGCUACCGAAAGGCCAGCAGAUGAGCUAAUCAAGAGGCCUCCUAAGGGUCGUUCGGAGCCCCUUUUAACAAACAUCAUUUGGAGAAAUCUUCUAUCUCAAGCCCUGUAUCAGAUAGCAAUCUCAUUGAUCUUGCAAUUCAAGGGCAAAUCCAUCCUUAAUUUGAGUCGUCAAGUAAUCAACACAAUGAUUUUCAAUACUUUCGUCCUUUGCCAAGUUUUCAGUCUCUUCAAUGCAAGGAAGUUGGAGACAAAGAAUAUCUUCAAGGGCAUUAACAAGAACAGAUUGCUCCUCGGAAUUGUGGGAAUAACUCUGGGAGCUCAAUUUCUGAUGGUGGAGCUCUCAAACAAAUUUGCUUCUACAGAAAGAUUGAAUCUGAGGCAAUGGCAAAUUUGUGUUGGGCUAGCAGCUGUCACCUGGCCAAUUGGUUUGAUUGCGAAGUUCAUAUCAGUUCCAGAGAAGCCAGUGCUCUUCAUCAACUCCCAGGGUGAAUUGGAGUUCGGUUUUAUAAAAUGCCUCAAAUUCUUGUUGUGUGUUCUAAAAUUAUUUCUUCUAAGUGAUUGUGACCAUUAGUCUAUCACUAUAAGUUUUUAAAGAAAUGUAUUUUAAUGUAACUACGUGCUCAUAAAUCUGGAUAUGAAUAAGAAAAAAGAAAUGCAGCCUGUUUAAUAGGUAUUUUCUUC
Mangifera indica (mango) is the source of this 3095-nucleotide messenger RNA. RefSeq names its product calcium-transporting ATPase 12, plasma membrane-type-like. Gene Ontology annotation, cellular component: membrane; intracellular membrane-bounded organelle. Gene Ontology annotation, molecular function: ATP binding; P-type calcium transporter activity; ATP hydrolysis activity. NCBI's taxonomy places the organism in Eukaryota, Viridiplantae, Streptophyta, Magnoliopsida, Sapindales, Anacardiaceae. The record is from RefSeq and is a predicted model, not a curated record. Gene Ontology annotation, biological process: calcium ion transmembrane transport.